Molecule: messenger RNA, 2646 nt
Organism: Aspergillus thermomutatus
Lineage: Eukaryota; Fungi; Ascomycota; Eurotiomycetes; Eurotiales; Aspergillaceae
Product: transcription factor domain-containing protein
Exons: 7
Coding region: 1-2646 (881 amino acids)
Biological process (GO): DNA-templated transcription; regulation of DNA-templated transcription
Molecular function (GO): DNA-binding transcription factor activity, RNA polymerase II-specific; DNA binding; zinc ion binding
Source: RefSeq, a predicted model, not a curated record
AUGUCCAAAAUCAUCACGGUCUUUGGCGCCACAGGAAAGCAGGGCGGUUCUGUCAUCCGCACAAUCCUGCAGGAUGCAAACCUCUCCCAGGAAUUCAAGAUCCGCGGUAUCACCCGUGAUGCGACAAAGCCGGAAGCUCAAGCACUGUCCAAGAAGGGUGUUGAAUUCGGAAAAGCCGAUAUGAACUCCAAGGAGUCUCUCGUUGAGGCACUGCAAGGCAGCCACUCGGUCUUCCUUGUGACCACGCCGGCCUGGGGCGUUGCCGGCUCUGAUGCGGAACUGGCGCACGGCAAGAACGUGGCUGAUGCAGCAAAGGAAACUGGUGCCCAGCAUCUGAUCUUCUCCUCUUUGGUGAAUGUCACUGAGACAUCCGGCGGUCGGCUCAAACACGUACCCCAUUUUGACCAGAAAGCGCAGGUGGAGCAGUAUAUUCGAUCCAUCGGUGUGCCUGCUACCUUUGUGCUGCCGGGGUAUUUCAUGACCAAUUAUACCGAAAUGGGAAUGCUGCGCAAGGGCGAGGACGGCGUCUACACGCUGGCCUACCCUGUGAGUAAAGAUGCCAAAUUUCCGCUCGUUGACAUCGAGAACGAUUUGGGCAAAUACGUCGCAGCGGCGUUGAAGAAUCGUGCAGAGUCCCUUGGUGCUCAGAUCCUCGCUGCCGCAGACUAUUACACCCCUACUCGAAUUCUCGAGGAGUUUGAGGAGGCUACCGGACAGAAAACUCGAUUUGUUCAGGUGGACUCUGAAACCUAUACGAGCUUUCUGCCUGCUACAAUCGCCGAGGAGAUGCUGGAGAACCAUCUCUUUAUCGAGAACCGGUUACUACAACGGAGAAAGGUUAAAUGCGAUCAAAAACGACCGGUUUGCUCUCGAUGUCAUGAAGGAGGUUUUGCCUGCGUAUAUUCGUCCUCCAAGAAGAGGCCAGGUCCAGCCAGGGGUACACGAAAAGCAGCAAAGCGUACUGUCAAGUCCCCCGCAAAGGCCGCUCAUUCAUUUGUCAGUCCUGAGCAGGACAAUGGCGAGCACGUGUCUUCAUUCUUUUCCGACAUCUUUGUUGCUUCUUCGGCGACGGGAUUUGAGUUGGACGCUGAUGCUGGCUUCUCAACGGGCGAUUGUACCUCACAGCCAAUGUCUCUCCUUUCGGGGUUGACACCUAUUGUCCCUACGGCUGGGUUAUCCGGGUCCACGGAGCUGGGGAUUUCCCCGGAGAUGCAAGCGAAGCUGGUCCAUGACUUCUUUGACUUUGUCCAUUAUUCAAUCCCAUUAUUUCGGAAAGAAGACUUUCUCGAGCAAUACGAGCAUGGAACGAUCAACCAUUCUCUGCUGCUUACCGUCCUAGCUGUCACGGCGAAGUCUCUCGGCCUACCGCACGGUUGGCAGGUAGCCAAUAUCGACGAUUGUCUUCAAGAGCUGUUGAAGAACGACCCGUUGGAAGGCCCAACCCAGCCGGCCCUCCUGCUGGACGCUUUCCGGCAAAACUGCCUGCUCGCAUUUUACCGUUUCCAUCAGGGUCAUGGUGGAGACGCAUGGGAUUAUAUCAGUCGACUCUCGCGCAAAGCUCUCCGAUUAGGACUACAUCAGCUAGAUUCCACUGAUAGGUACAACUCAGUUGGUGACGCCUUGGCAAGCCCAGCCAAUCUGGAAGAAUGGAGAUAUGUUUGGUGGUGCAUCUACUGCUUGGACUCGUACUCGAAUAUUACGGCAGCCACCCCCUUUGUCGUGGAAAAGGAGAGCAUACGGACCGCCUUGGUGGCUACUUCUCUACAGGGUUCAGGCGAUAACCGCGUUGGUAGCCAUGGGGGGAAAUUUCUGCCCCCGGAUACCAGAGAUCUGUGGCGCAUCUCGGCGGAAAUGGGCGAUCUCAAUAUCCAGGCCUCAUGUUUUAACAUGCAUAUCGUCACGACGACUCUUCUGAGGGAAGCGGCCGCUAUUUAUCGGUUACGGAGGCAGAACCCGUCAGAAGGUCUUCGGGAGCGACGCUCUCAAUUCGGAGAUCAUCUCUCAGCCGUGGUUCUUUCCUUGCCUCCGCAGUUUCUCCGCGAAGCUCGCAACGCCUUUGCCAAUGAAUCUAGUGUAGACCACCAUGCGCGGCUUGUCUGUCUACUCCAUCUGCACACGGCACGGCUUUUGAACGCAAUCACGUUCGAUCCCUCGGACGACUCGAUGUGGACGACAUCCUGGCAGCGAUCACUGGCCCACUCCGAGGACAUUGUGGCUGUCAUCAGAGAAUGGGACAGCCGGUAUUGUUCGACGGUGGACCCAGCCAUUUGCCUCAUUGUAUUCUCUACAUUGAUUCUACUAUACCUGCAUGAAAUGCACGAGGCCACACCUAAAAUGCCAGCCCUUUCCGAGCGUCUCCAGGCGGAGAGGAACAUACUGCUGUUGUUUUUGGAGCAAUUUGCCAGAAUCUGGGCACUUCCCAGGUCACUCAAAGCGGCAUUCGAGGAAUUCACCAGUGCUGUCCAUGGCCCCCUCUCUUCCCACGACAUUGGUCAGCUCCUGACACGAGUGCCGGGACCCUUUCGUCCCUGGAGGGGACUUCUUGGUCUUUCCCCAAAUCCGCAGGAUCCUUUGCUCACACCACAGGAACCCGGGCUCGACCUUCCUGGGCUUGGUUUUACGUUCGACUUUUUGUCCCCCUUAUGA